This is a messenger RNA of Pygocentrus nattereri (red-bellied piranha), 3421 nucleotides long. It is a transcript of the gene tulp3, whose product is annotated as tubby-related protein 3. Gene Ontology annotation, cellular component: cilium. The record is from RefSeq and is a predicted model, not a curated record. NCBI's taxonomy places the organism in Eukaryota, Metazoa, Chordata, Actinopteri, Characiformes, Serrasalmidae. The transcript is spliced from 10 exons. Gene Ontology annotation, biological process: protein localization to cilium. Bases 376 to 1704 code for a protein of 442 amino acids.
UUUCACUCAUUUUCUUUCUCCUGCUUUCUCUACUCUUCUCUGCAUCUGUCUGUUUUUAUCUGACCUCUGCUCACUUCCUUUCCUGUAACAGUUCUCUUUUACUGCCUGCAUGAUAGUUCUCUUCUUCUCGGCAACAGUUACGCAUGCAUGUUCGCGCAAACAGACUCAUACAUUCACACACUUUCUCUGUCUCUCUCGCUUCAUCUGACACGAAGACAAGAGCUGCAGCUGGUUGUUGUUGGAAAUGACUAGCUUUGGAGUAGAGUGAGGGAAGCAUGGCUAGACUUGCCUCCAGUGGGGCAAGUGGACCUAGAGAGUGACGGCUGUAGCUCUGCGGUCCCCUGCACUGCCACCAGCCUGUCUGGUUCCAACAGGAUGUCUGCUAAGAGGAGGGCGCUCUUGGAGCAGAAGCAGCGGCGGAAGCGACAGGAGCCCUUGAUGGUACAGCCAAAUCCAGAGGCGCGACCUCGACGCUCUCGGCCCCGUCGCAGUGAAGAGCAAGCACCACUCGUUGAGUCUCGUCUCAGCAUAACAAGUGACGUCAUCCUUGAUGCAGGUAUUGAUGGGCCGGCAGCUUUCCUGACCUCAGAGGCUCCUGAUCUGGGUACAAAGAUCCAGGUGCUCUCAGUCAGCCAGCCGCAGAAACCUUCUCCCCCUCCCGCCGAGGAGCCUGAGAGAGAUGGAGACACAGACACGCUGCUGGAGCCUAAAACAGAUAUACACACACUGCUACAGAGACGUGGUCUCUCGGGCAGCAUGAACUAUGAUGAAGUCAGUGACGAUGAUGAUGAUGAAGCAGAAGAUCGAGUCCGCUCACUUUCUCCUAACACGGAGUCCACACGUCCAGCUUCUGCCUCCAGCACUAAGUCCAGCACGGAGUGUGUAACGGUGGGAUCGCCCAUGGCAGAGGGCCCCUCCAUCGAGGUGGAUAACCUGGAGGAGUUUGUGCUGCGGCCGGCUCCUCGGGGUGUUACGGUCAAGUGCCGUAUCACACGGGAUAAGAAGGGCAUGGACCGAGGCCUCUACCCAACGUACUUCAUGCACCUGGAGCGAGAAGAUGGAAAGAAGCUCUUCCUGCUGGCUGGGAGAAAGAGAAAAAAGAGCAAGACCUCAAACUAUCUGAUCUCAGUGGAUGCCACUGACCUGUCUCGAGAGGGAGAGAGUUUUGUGGGGAAACUAAGGUCAAAUCUGAUGGGUACUAAGUUCACGGUGUAUGAUAAUGGCACAAACCCUAGCAAAAACCCUGGGGCUUUGCUAGAAGAGAGCAACACGCGGCAGGAGCUAGCAGCUAUAUGCUAUGAGACAAAUGUUCUAGGGUUUAAAGGACCACGCAAAAUGACCGUCGUCAUCCCUGGGAUGAAUAUGAACUUUGAGCGCGUUCCUGUACGCCCCACUAACGAUCAGGAGUCUUUAUUGAAUAAAUGGCAGAGUCGUGCUUUGGACAAUCUGAUCGAGUUACAUAACAAAGCACCAGUGUGGAAUGAUGACACUCAGUCUUAUGUGCUAAACUUCCAUGGAAGGGUCACACAGGCAUCUGUCAAAAACUUCCAGAUCGUCCAUGACAACGAUCCGGACUACAUUGUGAUGCAGUUUGGCCGCGUGGCUGAGGACGUGUUCACAUUGGACUAUAACUAUCCCAUGUGUGCUCUGCAAGCAUUUGCAAUCGGCCUGUCCAGCUUUGACAGCAAACUUGCUUGCGAGUGACUCUACCGCCCCCUCGCCCAGAAACACUCCUUUACUGUGGAACCAUCAGGACCCUAACAUAGCUUCCCUAACUGGAAAUUUCUUUCUCCUAAUCAUCUACCCUAUUUGGUACAGCAGAGCUCACCUCUUUCCCUUUCCUGGAUCUCCUCCCACCCAGCUCCUUCCUAUCUAAUCAUUACUUGUGGUGGAGUGCCCUGUACAGGGAAGAAACCCAAAGCAGCACAAAAGACAUAGAGCAUCUGCUGUAACCAUAAAAACCCCCUCCUGUUUUCUCAACAGCAACAGUUCAGGAAAAAAUAAAAAAGGCAUAGUUAUCAUCAGAUUGAAUUCUGAGAAAAGGCUACUGUUGAUUUUUUUUUAGCCUCAGAUCUGUAAAAUCUGGCAUAGCAUCCAUAUGGCAGAAGUAAAUAGGAGGUUUCACUGUGACAACAGUGUUCUGAAGAGGAGGAAGGAAGAGAUUUAUUAGUGAAAAUAUAUGGACAUAUAUUUAGAAGGGAACUCAUUCAGUCUAAUUUCUGUUGUGAUAUACAUAAACACGUGACAUCAUUCCUUUGUGUUGACUCAUCGUCGUGUUGUUUUACUCCAGCAUGUCCUGCGAAAUGAAGUUUAGGUCACAACUGAACAAUGGUGAAGGGACAAUGAUAUUUUGGUUCCAGCAAAAGGACAGUAAAGUUACACUUAAAGAGUGGCAAAGGGACAAUGACCGUUGGGAUGGUGCUUCGUUUUUAAUACAUUUUGAUUGGUGUUGUAUAGCUGUUGAGUCACAUUUGUUUUUAAAUGUGUUCCUUUUUUAAAGCUGGUUUUUGUGUUGUUGACGGAUAUUUUUUAUCAGUGUCAGACUGUGGUUUUGCAUGUGGCUUGAUGUCUGUUUUAAAUUGUGUAGCAGUGCUGGAGCCCUUUCCUUCCUUUGCAAACUGAAGAUGACUCACUGCUGUUUCAGCCUUCGAAUUCUGUUGUCUGGGGAACACUUGCACUACAUGUUGAAGCUGAUUAAGCAGCCUCGGGUUCCUUAACUAGACACCACUAGCUUCAGAGAUAAAUGAUAAAUGUGUUCCUUUCCUUGGCCUUCCAUUCCACAGCCUGUUUGUUUUUAUUUAUUUAAUUCCCUCAAGUAGGUUAAAUGGUGACAGCCCCUCAUAUUGCAGAGUGAAAUUGUGCUUAUCAUUUAAACGUUUGUGUGGCCUUGGUAUUUUUUUAUGGUAAAACAGUGCAAUGAUGCUUCCCUUGUGAAAUGGAAACACAAAAUGAGAAAACUAUUUUGAUAAUAAUGACUGGUGAGUGGAGUUUAAAUUGCCUUAAUAUGUUCAUGUAGAGUAUGAAGAAGGUCUGGAUGCAGGGUCAGUUGAUAAGCGAGUCCAUAUUAUGGGAGGAUUAAAGCACAUUUCUCCCUGUCUAGUUAGAAACGUCUGCAAUCCUGGCUUGUGUGUGCGUUUACAUCUUGUACUGUAUGUGCUUAAGCAGCCAACAGUUUACUGGAAAUAAAAGGAAAACCUAUUUUUUCCCAUUUUAAAUUUACUUGGAGUGAAGUAAUGUUUGCAGAAGUUCUAUUUUAAUUAUGAAAUGAGGGCCUUCAGUUUUUCAACUGAAUUUGAGGUCUGAUUAUCAGAAAGGGUACGUUGACAUCGAGAUUUUACUAACUUGCAGAAAAAAUAUGUAAAUAAAAUGUCAGUAAAGAGUCUUAUCUGCAUAUUUUAGUCCAAAUACAAAGUUUAACAAA